AUGGGCUUUCAAGCAAUCGCCAUGGGCUCGAUCUCCCUCCAGACCAUCUUGUUCUUCCUCAUCAUCCUCGCCGUGCUUCAGCCCGUCUUGUCGACUCCAGCCAGUGCAGGUGUGGACAUCUGUACCUGGAGUGACGGGGUGCCCAUACUGUAUCAUCAGUACGGCAGUGACGCGUGCCCGCCUAAGUUUCAACUCAAACCCAACUCUGGCGACUGCGAAGACAACGUGUUGCCGCUCGGUAUUCUGGAUUCUUACUGGAGCUGUGCUAGCUUCUGUCAGAUGCGCACGACCUUCAUCUAUGGACAAGAACAACCGUACGUUCGAGUGCCCAUGUGCCGAGGGGGAGUUACAUGCACACUGUCGGAAUCGGUUCACCAGGGCUAUAGUUGGAAGGCCAAGAUGAACGGGAACUUCAAAUACGGGCCAUUGACCAUAGGAAUCACCGGCGGAUACAGCGAGAAAGCCGGAGUCAGCCAAUCCUACAAAUUCAGCAAACAUCUCGACGAAGGCCAAUGUGGCUAUUGGACUUUCAUCCCCUUCAUCCGAUCAUCUUGUGGAACCUACACCGAGGGCUGGAAAGACGUAUACCAGAUGCCCUGUGAAACCCUCACGAGCACCGGCAACGCCUGCGUCGAUCAACUCGUCGGCGUCGAUUCCAACGACGGCAUCCACGACUGGCGCACCGUCCGGGGGACUGUGGUCUUUGUCUUUGUCGACUGCACCAAUCUCGCCCCUCUGCCCGACGAGAAACAGGACCCAGCAUAUUCCCAGCCAGGGGUCAAGCUGCCGCGAGACGUCAAUAACAAACUCGCUCAGGCAUACCAGUCCUUGUGGCAGCAGUCAUCGAAAGCACCUUUGGUCGCACAAUCCGACGCGGCCGUCUGCAAUACCGACCAACAACACCAGGCCAACGCUACAAAUUGCCUCGAUGCCAUGAUGGAUGUUUUGGAUCGUGGCGCCGAAUUCGUGUCUACGACCGGCGACGAAUCCAUCUCCACGAUCGGCGCGGGAGUUACUGUUGGGGUAAGUCGUAUCCUAUCCAGAUGCGUGUGUUUAUCAAAUCUGCUAGAUGCGUGCGUUAUCAAUCUGCAAUAA
Messenger RNA from Capronia epimyces CBS 606.96, 1095 nucleotides. RefSeq lists its product as uncharacterized. The transcript is spliced from 2 exons. NCBI's taxonomy places the organism in Eukaryota, Fungi, Ascomycota, Eurotiomycetes, Chaetothyriales, Herpotrichiellaceae. The coding region runs from base 1 to 1095 and encodes 364 amino acids. The record is from RefSeq and is a predicted model, not a curated record.